GGGCGAGCCAGCUGAAACACAUGGACACAAGCUCAUCUGCACACUGGAGACAUGCUGUGUUGCUGAAUGGGUGACAAGCUCCCAGUCACCUCACGUACCCUGUGAAGCCCCCGUCCCAUCUCAUUGUGCAGGACAGGGUCCCCCGGCAAAGUGACAGUGAUGUACCAGGAGGUGGCCUUCCUGGCUGGUAGCACUGAGCACCAGUUCACCCCCUUCCACUUCAAGCAGGUGGAGAACCCGCACAAGGUCAAAACCAACAAGGGUUUGUUCUACAAGCGAGCCCAGCUCCUGCUCCAGCCUCAGUCACGCCAACAGGAUGGAGACGAGAUCGGCCUCUCGGACGGGUCGGCCAUCAUCAACGUUGGAGGGAUCAAGUACCGCAUCCCCUGGUCCACGCUGGAGGAGUUCCCCCUGACCAGACUGGGCAAGCUACGCAGCUGCAGCAACGAGGACGAGAUCAUGGACCUGUGCGACGACUACGACGGCAGCCGCAACGAGUACUUCUUCGACCGAAGCCCGUCGGCCUUCCGCACCAUCGUCUCCUUCUUAGCGGCGGGGAAGCUGCGGCUGCUCAGGGAGAUGUGCGCUCUGUCCUUCCAGGAGGAGCUGCUGUACUGGGGGGUGGAGGAGAUCAACCUGGACUGGUGCUGCCUCAGGAAGCUUCGGCUCAGGCAGGAGGAGUACAAGGAGCUGCAGAGGUUGGAGGAGGAGGAGGCCGAGCUCACCUCGCCGCAGUCCUGCGAGGACAGCCAGCAGCCUCCCGGAGCAGGGCCCCCGGAAGAGGCCCACUCGGGGGGCUGCAUGCGGAGACUGAGGGACAUGGUGGAGAACCCCCAAUCGGGCCUACCGGGGAAGAUCUUCGCCUGUCUGUCGGUGAUAUUUGUAGCCAUCACCACGGUGACGCUGUGUGUCAGCACCAUGCCGGACCUCAGAGAGGAGGAGGAGAGGGGUGAGUGCUCCCAGAGGUGCUACAACAUCUUCGUGCUGGAGACGGUGUGCGUUGCCUGGUUCUCCCUGGAGUUCAUGCUGCGCUUCAUUCAGACGCAGAGCAAGUGUAUGUUCUUGCGAACGCCUCUAAACGUCAUCGACGUGGUGGCCAUCCUUCCCUACUACGUCACCCUCAUCGUGGACUCUCUGUCGGUGGGAGGGAAAUCUGCGGGCUCUGGGAACAACUACCUGGAGAAGGUGGGGUUAGUCCUCCGAGUCCUGCGAGCUCUACGGAUCUUCUACGUGAUGAGGCUUGCUCGCCAUUCCUUGGGCUUGCAGACGCUUGGUCUGACCGUGAAGAGGUGUACGCGCGAGUUCGGCCUGUUGCUGCUUUUCCUUUGCGUUGCCAUGGCACUUUUCUCCCCGCUGGUGUUCCUUGCUGAGAGCGAGUUGGGCGCCAAGCAGGAGUUCACAAGCAUCCCCGGUAGCUACUGGUGGGCCGUCAUCUCCAUGACCACGGUCGGCUACGGCGACAUGGUGCCCAGAAGCAUCCCCGGCCAGGUGGUGGCGCUCAGCAGCAUCCUGAGCGGCAUCCUCCUCAUGGCUUUCCCCGUCACCUCCAUCUUUCACACAUUCUCGCGCUCCUACUUGGAGCUGAAGGAGGAACAGAUCCGGGCGCUGAGGCAGAAGCCGGACUCUCAGGACAGCACCAAGUCCCAGAACAGCGAGGACUCUCAGGAGACGGACAGCUACCACGGCAUCACGGAGGCCGCGGCUUCAUCCAUACAGCGGAGGAAGUCCAUGGCUGCACGCAGAGCUGCUGAGAUUAAAGUGUCCAUUAAAACUUAG
Messenger RNA from Anoplopoma fimbria (sablefish), 1776 nucleotides. It is a transcript of the gene kcng2, whose product is annotated as potassium voltage-gated channel, subfamily G, member 2. The transcript is spliced from 3 exons. Gene Ontology annotation, cellular component: membrane; voltage-gated potassium channel complex. The coding region runs from base 160 to 1776 and encodes 538 amino acids. Gene Ontology annotation, biological process: protein homooligomerization; potassium ion transmembrane transport. Lineage: Eukaryota; Metazoa; Chordata; Actinopteri; Perciformes; Anoplopomatidae. Gene Ontology annotation, molecular function: voltage-gated potassium channel activity. The record is from RefSeq and is a predicted model, not a curated record.